AUGGUGCUUUUUAUCCUCCUACUUAACACACUCCUCUCAACAUCCCACUCUGCAAACGUUUUAGUUAUAGCAGGGCUGCGAGGUUCUCAUCUGUACUUCUCCACUGACAUAGCGGACAAGCUAGCAGAGUUUGGACACAACGUAACUUUGGUGACUAUGUUCAGUGACAAAAAAGUUGAAAAGGAGGACAGAGCCUUCAGAUUUGUCACGUUUGGGGAUGAAGAUAAAAGUGGGCCAGAUAUGGAUUACUGGAGAGCUGUUUAUGAACACUCCAUACACCAACCAUCUAAAGAUAUGAUGCCAGAAUCUCUUAUCAGUCGAGGAGAUAUCAAAGAAGUCAAAAUGUGGAGAGACGAUUAUAAUAGUGUGGCGCAGAACUAUUUUCAAGGGAAGGAAUUUUCUAAAUUACUGGACACCGGGGAGAUCGAUUUGAUAGUUCUAGAAAAUUCCAUAGCUCUGUUAGCUAUGGUAUCUCUGGUUCACCGAGAUAUCCCUAUAAUGGGGAUUGUUUGCUAUCCUGGUGCAAGAGAUGUAAACGAUCGGUUUGGCCAGUUAGCAUUGUUGAACAGUAUUCCUAGUUGGACUAAUGAUGUCACGAAUUCUCCUCCAACUUUUCUAGAACGAUUGCAGACUCUGGUGAAGAUGGUACGUUUUCUCACGACAUUUAAUUCCAUGAUACAAUCAUUGGUGGACAAAACUAUGGAACCCAGAGCGAAUAUUGAAGACUACUUCACAGCCAUCUACGAUGUUGUCUUCAUCAACGACCACCCAGCCUUUUCAUUCCCCUUUCUCUCACCACCCAACUCUUUCUACCUUGGACUCUUCAAUCUAGAAGACCGCCCUCUCAAACCUCUUCCUGAAGAAUACUUGGAAUUCCUCACCAACUGUCCCUACAAACACACUCUACUCUUCUCCUUUGGGUCCCAUCUCCAGAACAUAGGGACAUUUUCCAUAACUCCAACCAUCAUGGAAACACUCCAUCAACUAAACGCUUGUAUCAUCAUGAACAGUCCGUUUGAUCUAAGCUUACAUUAUGAUCUUCCAGCUGACAAAUUUCUACAGCGGGCCUGGAUCCCACAGAAGGAUCUGCUAGGAAGUGGGAAGUUGGAUUUCUUUAUCUCCCACUGCGGUAAUAACGGUAGAAUGGAGGCUAUUUACUACAACGUGCCACUGUUAUGCAUCCCGCUGUUAGGUGACCAGUACUACAAUGGUAGACUGGUAGCUAGGAACGGGUUUGGGUUGGUGCUAACCAGGGAGACAUUAUCUGAGCAGACUCUCACAGAGACUAUAAGCAAGAUGUUAGCCAAGCGUGGAACUUUCAAAGCCAACAUGAAAAAAGCUGUAGAUAUAGCUAGUAAUGACCCGGGCUCUGGAACUGGUGUUUUAAAGUUUUACACCGACUUACUGAUCAAGAACAGGAAUGUUGACUAUUUAGUAAACAGGAUUACUCUGAACCAGUCGUUUAUUGAGAUGCACAAUUUAGAUAUUGCAGCACUGGCCUUGAUUUUUAUUAUGUUUUUGUCAGCAGGGAUCCUGUUUUGUUUUGGUGCAGAGACAUGUCCUGGAGACAUUGGAGACAUUGGAGACACAGCUUUUGGAGACAUUGGAGACAUUGGAGACAUUGGGGACAUUAGAGACAUUGGAGACAAAGCUUUUGGAGACAUUGGAGACAUUGGAGACACUGGAGACGUAGAUGUAUGA
Messenger RNA from Bolinopsis microptera, 1701 nucleotides. RefSeq names its product UDP-glucuronosyltransferase 2B16-like. Gene Ontology annotation, molecular function: UDP-glycosyltransferase activity. NCBI's taxonomy places the organism in Eukaryota, Metazoa, Ctenophora, Tentaculata, Lobata, Bolinopsidae. Bases 1 to 1701 code for a protein of 566 amino acids. The transcript is spliced from 2 exons. The record is from RefSeq and is a predicted model, not a curated record.